UCUAGUAAAGCUACUAAAACUACCCAAAAACGAACUUACACGUGUUCAGAUAUUUCCCCCGAUAUAUAAGAACGAAAAAGAAGAUACUUCCCGUUACUUCAAAAAACGAAAAGAAAAAAAAUGUCAAUCUCCUUGCAAUCUCCGCCUUCUUCAUUUUUCUCUUCUUCUUUACCCAAAUCAAGAUUGAGAUUUGCAAAUGGUUUUUCUUCUUCUUCGAAUUUACUCUUUAAGUUCAACGCAUCUUUUCCAGUUGUUCAUGCCUCCUCGGGCUUCUCUUCUUCUGUUGACACUGGGUUGAGUACUGAAUUGGAUGCUGUGUCUACUUUCAGUGAGAUAGUUCCUGACACUGUGAUCUUUGAUGAUUUUGAAAAGUUUCCACCAACUGCUGCAACUGUUAGCUCUUCACUGCUGUUGGGUAUAUUGAGCCUUCCAGAUACCAUUUUUAGAAAUGCUGUGGAUAUGGCUUUGGCGGAUUCAAGUUGCUCUGGUCUGGACAAUCCUGAACUGAGAUUGUCCUGUUUCGUUAACAAGGCUUUAGUAAAUGUCGGUGGUGACUUAGCAAAGCUAGUUCCUGGUCGAGUUUCAACAGAGGUGGAUGCACGUCUGGCUUAUGACACACAUGGAAUUAUUAGGAGGGUGCAUGACUUACUGAAGUUGUAUAAUGAGAUUGAUAUUCCUCCUGAGCGUUUAUUGUUUAAAAUUCCUUCAACUUGGCAAGGAAUAGAUGCCUCAAGAUUGCUUGAAUCUGAGGGUAUACAAACACAUUUGACUUUCGUUUAUAGUUUCUUCAGCUUUGCUCAAACUGCAGCUGCAGCCCAAGCUGGUGCUUCUGUUAUUCAGAUUUUUGUUGGACGUGUUAGGGAUUGGGCACGCAAUCAUUCUGGUGACCCUGAGAUUGAAGCUGCUAUUCAAAGAGGAGAGGAUCCUGGGUUGGCCCUGGUGAAAAAAGCUUAUAACUACAUUCACAAAUAUGGACAUAAAUCAAAGCUUAUGGCAGCAGCAGUUAGAAACAAGCAGGAUUUAUUCAGUUUGCUGGGGGUUGACUAUAUCAUUGCACCCUUGAAGGUAUUGCAGUCACUCAAAGAAUCAAUUACUGCUCCUGAUGAGAAGUACUCUUAUGUUAGGAGGCUAUCCCCUCAGUCUGCUUCCAGCUACAAUUUCACUGCUGAAGAGCUCACAAAGUGGGACCAAUUAAGCCUUUCAUCAGCUAUGGGACCUGCAUCGGUGGAGCUUCUGGCUGCUGGACUGGAUGGAUAUGUUAAUCAAGCAAAGCGAGUUGAGGAAUUAUUUGACAAGAUUUGGCCACCUCCAAAUGUCUAAAGUGGCUUUUUCCAUUUUGAAGCAAAUCUCAUAUGGCAUAGAAUGAGAUGGUGAUACCGACUCCACUAUGUUGUUAGCAACACUUUGUUUUGUUUUUGUUUUGUUUUUUUGUUUUUUUUUUUUUUCUGCUAGUCUUUAAAGCUUGAUGUCAAUCCUCCAUCUUUCUGUUAUUAAUGAACACGAUGCUGAUGUUGUUGUUCCUCUGCCAUUGCAUGUGAUAACCCUUUUGCCUACCUUCAAAAAUUGCAUUCGAUUCCAUGGCAAAGCCUUCCUCUUUGCAUUACUGUCAUAUUUAUGCUAUUGUUGUUUCGUUAUGAGAAACCUAGAGUAUUUGAGUUCUGCUUUAGUCUAUAUAGAUAGCUAUAAAGUUGGUUCCAUUUGCCAACCUACUUUAUUCAUCCUAAGUCCUUACCUAAGCUUACCAGAGCCCACAUUUAAAGCUCCAAGCCAAUGGAAACAAGCGCAACGUUCCCUAUUAUUAGAGGGUUAGGUACAAUUUUCGGUUUGUGUUUUUUUUUAUAUACGAGACUGCAGUAUAAAGAUAAGAAAAGAGGCGGUAGAUGUUAGAAUUUAAAUUUUAAAAUUUUU
Messenger RNA from Durio zibethinus, 1908 nucleotides. The record is from RefSeq and is a predicted model, not a curated record. NCBI's taxonomy places the organism in Eukaryota, Viridiplantae, Streptophyta, Magnoliopsida, Malvales, Malvaceae.